This is a messenger RNA of Suillus clintonianus, 1113 nucleotides long. RefSeq lists its product as uncharacterized. The coding region runs from base 1 to 1113 and encodes 370 amino acids. Gene Ontology annotation, cellular component: kinetochore. Gene Ontology annotation, biological process: attachment of mitotic spindle microtubules to kinetochore; kinetochore assembly; protein localization to kinetochore. The transcript has 4 exons. NCBI's taxonomy places the organism in Eukaryota, Fungi, Basidiomycota, Agaricomycetes, Boletales, Suillaceae. The record is from RefSeq and is a predicted model, not a curated record.
AUGAUUGAACCUACUGCCAUAAUUGACCUCACCACCUCCAGAGCUGCAAGGAAUCCGACGUCGUCAGCAACACAUCUGACCACUGCGAGAAAUCUUCAGGCUACGCUGGAUGAUGCAAAAGCGGGACUCCGAAUAGUCAAUGCCCGUGCUGAACUAUCCGCACAUACGUGGGAUGGUAUUGAAGAAUGGGUCGGUGAAGAUGGUGCUCUGGGACUCAAAGAUCCUAAGAUCGUUGAGAGUGAUGUACAAGCGCAGAUCUCUUUCCUAAGAAAGCUCAAGUUUCUUUACCUGGAACAAAAUGCAAAGGAUAAAUAUGUGAAGACCAUUGUCAGUGACGACGCCCCACUGGUGACACCUGUGCUAAACGAAGAACUCCGACUACGGAAUGAGGAGAAGAAGGCUGCGCUGCGUGAGCACAAAGCGAAGCUAGCAGAGAGAAGGGAUGAUCUCCGAGCACUUUCUGGAUUCGUAGAAGAAGGCUCGUUUCCUGGACUACUGCAUUACAAGAAAGCACAGGCCCUCACUCUCCAAGCAUCCACACUCUCACAAAAGAUACUCGAUGCGCGUUUAUCACUUACCCGCUUGCGACAGGCCCAUCCCCAUCCUCGACUAACAAUAACCACGGCGAACCAGCAACUCGAUGGUCAAGUAGAAGAGAUGCAAGCACUAGACGCGGAACUCGCAUAUGCGCACGAGAAGAUUGCCACUGUACGAGAGCGGAUAAAAGUUGGGACGGGUGAGGUCGAGAAGCUGAGGAGUGUCAGGGCAGAGGUCGAGAAGGCUGUGGAAAUCGGCGCGGGUGAAAGAGUGGAAGACGGAAGAGUGGUUGGACUGUAUGAUUGGUUCUCAACCACGACCUCAACCCACCAUGCGCUCGUUUCGCUUCUCUCUGCGUAUAGUGAGUCCGGCAACGAGCUACGCCUCGCCUACCGCGUGCAUGAGCGUGAGGUAUGUAUGACGCUGUUGUUCAUACCUAAUACGCGUCGCUUGGCCGAGGCACGGGUGGAGGGUGUCGAGGAAAGCGCAAUUGGAGAUGUCGUGGAUGCGCACGUCAUGGCAAACGAUGUAUCCGGGCUUGUGUGGGCUGUGCUCGCGAGAGCAAGGGCUACAUAA